Messenger RNA from Symbiodinium sp. CCMP2456, 1764 nucleotides. Lineage: Eukaryota; Dinophyceae; Suessiales; Symbiodiniaceae. The record is from the annotation of a GenBank genome assembly.
AUGGCUGGAGCAAUGGCGACAAGCUCUUGCAACCCGUUUGAAGAGCCGGAAUGGCUCAUAUGCCCGCUCUCUGCAUCCAUGUUUCGGGAGCCCGUUGUCAACAUGGUUGGUAAUACCUACGAGAAAGACAUGUACCAGAAAGCGAUUCGACAUCGAUUGGUUGAUCCGCUGACCAACCAACCGCUGCCAGAGCCUGAUGGGGGGCCCCUGCAUCCUAAUCGUGUGGUGCGGGCUGAAGUGGAAGCGUUUCUUGCAUCCCACCCAGGCUAUGUGCCGCAUGGCUGGCCAUCCACUCCUGCACCCGCGGCUCCUUGUGCUGCAAAGCUGGCACGCGACUUCAUGGCGGACACGUGGGACCUUGCGCAGGGCAAUUGUGGCCCUGGGCUUUGCCUGCGCGGAUGUCUUCGAAUGGCAUACUCGGUGGCUUUUGCUUGGCGUUCCGUGCUGCCGGAAUACGAACCCAGGACUGAACAGUCGCGAGAGAUUCGGCAUGUCAGCACUGUCAUGGGUAUGGCCGCGGGGCUAUCGGCAGGCCGCAUUGGGUGGGGCCUGGCCAUUCGACUGGUUCGCGCGCUGUCAGGGAUGUGCCCACUGAGUCCCAUCACGCUUAUUGAGAAUCCUCACCAUGGCUUCAGAGCCUGGCUCCGUGCUGUUUAUCGGCUGACUUGUCCAAUACCACUGAACUGGGGACCUGUGGUCGGCGGAGAGCUUUUAUUGGGCCGCUUCUGGAUUUUACGAUUUCUGAUAAAGGAGGCCAUCUGGGCCAAGCUGCCUAAUUCCAUCUUCUAUGCUGCCAAGUUGUGCAAAGAGGAUAUCUCCCACGGCCUUGUUCAGCCUCUCGUUGGACAUGCUGUCAUGACACCGCUUGCUCUUUUUGCGUGCGGUCACUUCGUGGUAGCUGGUCGUGAGAUUGGGUGGAAGUGUGCCACCAAGCACAUGGAUGAGCUGGGGCAGGACCUGGAAUCAAGGCGUUUUGCUUUGUUAAGCAGUAUCUCUGCCGCUGUGGCGGGCAAUGCUCGUGUGGUGUCACUUCUCGGUGCUAUGUAUGGUGCAUCAGCGUUGGUCAUCCAUGCAGUCUUACUGACCAUUCGCAACAUGGCUGCCAUGCAGGGUUGGAGUGGAAUGUGUAAAGAUGUUUGGACCUGGCAAAGCACGGUCAAAAUUGUAAAAAAGUCUCACAGGAGCCCGAGUGGUCGAGGUGUGAGCGUGUCGGUUAGUUCCCCAACUUGGUCCCAAAACCUCUCCAAGGCUCUCGAGUUGAAGUUUGCAGAGUGCAGCGACCUACAGCAUUUGGGAGGUGGAAGCAGCUCCGCUGAGUGCCCAGGCGGAUGCUGCCUGCCGGGCCUACACGUCUUGAGAGAGCUGAAGGUAGACACAACUGCUUGUAGCAGCUUGGCCUCUGUGGACCUCCUUUCCGAUGAAAUGCAGGCGCUGGCCAGCGUGCAGCUCUGCUUUGCCGAUUGCACGAUGCUCACGUCCCUUGAGGAACUCACGAGGCCUUUGAAGACGUUGACGGAAAUCUCAGUCUUCGAGCUUUGCUUGGCCGGCUGUGUUUCUCUCAGGAGCUUGGGUCAGCUCGGUGCACAUCUGCGAAACUUGCCCGCGCUGUCGAAGUUGCGACUGAAUUUGUCUUCAUGUGUGUCUCUCGACAGCGAGGCAUCCUCUAAUUUGCAGCGAUGUUGGGGAGAGCUUCCCAGUGAUGUGGAUGUUUGGGUCAUCGCGUCUUCCAGCGAUGGUUCAAGUUCAAGCCGCCUACCGCUUUGA